UCCAUCUCUGUCCUCCACCAGCCUAAAGGAAAGAAGGCCAAGGGGAAGAAGGUGGCUCCGGCCCCUUCUGUGGUCAAGAAGGCUGAAGCCAAGAAGGUGGUGAACCCUCUGUUCGAGAAGAGGCCCAAGAACUUCGGCAUUGGCCAAGACAUCCAACCCAAAAGAGAUCUCACCCGCUUCGUGAAAUGGCCUCGCUACAUCAGGCUUCAGCGUCAGCGAUCCAUCCUGUACAAACGCCUGAAGGUCCCACCAGCAAUCAACCAGUUCACCCAGGCUCUGGACCGACAGACAGCCACUCAGCUCUUUAAACUGGCACACAAGUACAGACCAGAAACCAAGCAAGAGAAGAAGAAACGUUUGCUGGCCCGUGCAGAGCAGAAAGCUGCUGGUAAACCAGAUGUUCCUACCAAGAGGCCCCCGGUUGUCAGAGCAGGUGUCAACACAGUGACCACUCUGGUGGAGAACAAGAAAGCCCAACUGGUGGUGAUCGCCCAUGAUGUGGAUCCCAUUGAGCUUGUGGUCUUCCUCCCUGCCUUGUGUCGGAAGAUGGGAGUGCCCUACUGCAUCAUCAAGGGCAAAGCCAGGCUGGGCCGCCUAGUACACAGAAAGACGUGCACCAGCGUCGCUUUCACACAAGUCAAUCCUGAAGACAAAGGAUCUCUUGCCAAACUGGUGGAAGCAGUAAAGACCAACUACAAUGACAGACAUGAUGAGAUCCGUCGUCACUGGGGCGGAGGAAUCCUGGGGCCCAAGUCUGUGGCCAGAAUUGCCAAGCUGGAGAAGGCAAAGGCCAGGGAACUGGCCACAAAACUGGGCUAAAUGUACUGGGCGUGUGUCUUGUUCUGUACAUAAUAAAACUUCCUCAAUGUUG
Molecule: messenger RNA, 871 nt
Organism: Rana temporaria (common frog)
Lineage: Eukaryota; Metazoa; Chordata; Amphibia; Anura; Ranidae
Product: 60S ribosomal protein L7a
Exons: 7
Coding region: 547-819 (90 amino acids)
Source: RefSeq, a predicted model, not a curated record